This is a messenger RNA of Neltuma alba, 1797 nucleotides long. Its product is annotated as protein SAWADEE HOMEODOMAIN HOMOLOG 2. Lineage: Eukaryota; Viridiplantae; Streptophyta; Magnoliopsida; Fabales; Fabaceae. The transcript has 10 exons. Bases 213 to 1472 code for a protein of 419 amino acids. The record is from RefSeq and is a predicted model, not a curated record. Gene Ontology annotation, molecular function: DNA binding; chromatin binding.
UGUUUCAUUCAAUUAAGACUCGAGAGAUUUUAUUUUUCUUGUUAUUUUUAUGCUUCGCUGGACAUGGACCGCUCUGUUUCUUGCGUCGAAUCUUGAAUGGUGCUACUUAUCGUUUAUUUCAAUCCACUCUUUUUCUCACGAGAUCGGCUUUAGCUUGUUCAAAUUGCGCCUUAUAUUUUGCCUUAGAUGGUUCUGUAGGAUUCCUAGCAUGCAUGCGUGCUGUGUAUUGGUGGAUAAAAGAUAUUUAUUCGUGUUGGUGUUACACCAAUGCUGGGUGCUGCCAAGUUUUCUGCGAUACAAGUCUCCUUGCUUACAAUGUUAUCUGUAGCUCUGGACCUCCCGAAGUCCUUACCAUUAACUCAGUUGCAGAAAUGGAAGCAAUUUUGCAAGAGCAUAACAAUGCUAUGCCAGCACGUGAUGUUCUCACAGCUCUUGCAGAGAAGUUCAGUGAAUCUCCUGACCGUAGAGGAAAGAUUACUGUGCAGAUGAAGCAAGUUUGGAACUGGUUUCAAAAUAAACGAUAUGCUAUAAGGGCAAAAUCUAGUAAGGCUCCUGGAAAAUUAAGUAUCACUCCUAUGGCUCGAGAUGAGUCAACCCCACUUAGAAGUAUGCCUCAGCCAGUGGCUGCUCCCAUACCUCCUGCUUCAGUUUCAACUGUAAAAAGUGCUCCGGAAAACUCAGCAAUGGAGUUUGAAGCUAAGUCUGGAAGGGAUGGAGCAUGGUACGAUGUUGCAAACUUUCUAUCCCACAGGCAUUUGGAAUCCAGUGAUCCGGAAGUUAUGGUCAGAUUUGCUGGUUUUGGAUCUGAGGAAGAUGAGUGGAUUAAUGUGCGAAAAAAUAUCCGGCCACGCUCUCUGCCAUGUGAAUCAUCAGAAUGUGUGGCAGUUCUCCCAGGGGAUCUCAUACUGUGUUUUCAGGAAGGUAAGGAGCAGGCUCUUUAUUUCGAUGCUCAUGUCCUUGAUGCUCAAAGACGGAGGCAUGAUGUUAGAGGCUGCCGUUGUAGAUUUCUGGUCCGUUAUGAUCAUGAUCAAUCAGAGGAAAUUGUUCCACUUAGGAAGGUUUGUCGUAGGCCCGAGACUGAUUACAGGUUGCAACAACUUCACGCUAUGAAUGAGGCAGCACCUGUGGACCAGCAAAAGACCAGCAUGGACUUAAUGCCUGCUUAUGCUGUCAGGGUAACAAGCUCAGCUGAAACGGUGCCAAAACAGCAGAGUGCAAACAUUGCCAUUGCCCCACAAGUUUUGCAAGCUACUGUUACUUUAGCCCCACAAACUAUGAAUGUGGAUCAGAGAAAAGCUGAAGUAGCCAAUGAUAUGACCGGAGGAAACACUGUUAUCCGCCCAAGUGGUGCUGCAUUUACCCCCAGUGUUGUUACCAGCAGUGUUCCCCCGCUGGUACGGCAUUUCCCAGCAGUGUUCCGCUCAGUGGUACUGCAUUUCCCAGCAAUGUUGUUACAAGCAGUGUUCCAGUAGUUUCGAAUCAGAAUCUGGCCGAAGGAAAAUGAUUUAAGCAAGCAAAUUUUCUUGCGAUCCCUUUUCCUUAACGAAGUUAGAAUUGGAAUGGCUUCAAUUGGCAACGGUGUUGAGUCUUGUGGGGCAUUACCCACACACACAGGCAUUUAAAAGUAAGCUUUUGUAGGAAGUGAGGACUAGUAAAAGCGUGUUGGUCACUUUGGAAGGUUGGUUUUAGGUGUGGUUGGAUGAGGUGGUUUAAAUAUGCUAAUAUUUAAAUGAUUGGUUGUGACUUCUAAGUUUAAUGAAUAGGGGUAGGUUAUUCCUUGCUUCUAUUUUAAAACCA